AUGAGUAUAGAUUAUAAGCAAAUACAGCAUGAACGAUUGCCAACGUUAUAUGAGGUAUUAAUUCAAAAAUCAAGUGCACCAGCAGACUUGUGGUCUUUUUAUACGUAUUUAUCACAAUUUCCCUAUGCUAUAAACUAUUUAGAAUUUUGGAUUGAUUUGAUGAAUCAUAACAGACUAUGCAGACAUUUGAUAAAUGAAAUUAAAAAUUCUCUUAUUCAAAACAAUAAGAAUAACCCACAUCUUAAUGAGGAAGACUUGCAGAAAAUAAUUGAUAAAUAUUCAAAUAAUGAUAUUCUACCACCUUCGAUGCCGUUGCCUCAAGCAGUAUCUACACCUCCUGCAGAUUUUGAUACAAUUGAUGAAGUUGAGCGGGAGUCAUUAUCUAAUAUGCCAAUACCAGAGCAAGACGAGGAUAUCGAUAAUGACAACGAUUCAAUUACAUCUUCCAUCUUAUUAAACGUUUUGAUGAAUGAAGGCUACUUAAAUCCAGACGACCAUUAUAGAAUGUCGAAAUUUUUCCAAGGUAAUAUUGGUGGAUCAAAUGAUUAUAGAAUGUCACAACUAAUGCAAAAUUGGCAGAGACAUAAUGAUAAUUCGAAUUCAAAUAAUACAAGGCAAACAAAUACUGGUGAAACUAAUAAUGCUGGUAAUAAUAGUAAUAGUAAUUCGUAUACUAAUAAUACUACAGAAAGAUUUGCAGCCAUGGUGGAUGAAUUAUUACAAAAUAAUAGAAUACCAAUGCCAUCACCGAUUUUACCUAAUACCCAAGAAAAUAUACAAGAACAAGAAGAUCAAGCUAAUGCAUCUUCUUCCUCUUUUUUAAACGGAUUAACGACAAGAGAUUUAAUCAAAAAUGCUAGAAAUAUUUGUAACUUAUAUCUAAUUUCACCAGAAAAGAGUAAAAAAUAUUUGAUUAAUAUUCCUGAAACUAUUAAAUUUGAUAUAAUUAAAAAGAUUAAAUUCGAAAAUAGAUUUGAUCCAUUAAUUUUUGAUGAUUUACAAAAUUUAACUUAUAAUUUCUUAGAAGUUGAUUGUUUCCCAAAAUUUUUAAGUAAGAUUGCAUUGCAUAAUAUUCAUGAUCAAAUCUCUGAUUGGAGAUUUCAUUCUUCAUUUAAAUUAACAAGUCAGAAUAGAAAAUCAAAUAGAGGGCUUUCAGAAAAUGAUAAUUCUUCGUCAACUGAUAAUGAAAAAAACUAUCAGAGUGAUAAUGAUGAUAAUGAUUCAAUGAUAUAUAAUAUAGAUAAUCAUAUUUCAAGAUCACCUUUUUCAAAUUAUACAAUUAUAAGCAGAUUAUUUGUUGGAUUUAUAUGGUUAGGCAUUGGAUUCUGGAUUGGUUAUACUUUGAUUUUUUUAAACUAUAGUAGAGGCAUUCGUGUUACUACAUUACCUCCUUUUCUAUUUGGUUGCUAUUACAUUAUUUGUGGUCUUUAUCAAUUAGAUAUUUUUUAUUCCUUAUUUGGUGUUACACAAGAUUUAAUGUUUCAACCUAAAAGAAAUUUGCUUCAUGCUAACAAAAAAAUUGAUAAAACAACGAAAAAAAAUUUAAAACAUUUAAAGAGAGGUAUUCCAUUUUUUUUUAAUUUAUUUGGGGGUAAGAAGAGAUUAAUUAAAAUUGACCAUCCUUAUAUCAGAAACCUAUUAUUUAAAAGAGGUAUUUGGUGUGCAAUAUUAGUAGCAUUAUCAACAGCCGGGUUAACUGUUAUAUUUAGUGUUGUACCUGGAUGGAGAGUGUAA
Messenger RNA from Henningerozyma blattae CBS 6284, 1734 nucleotides. RefSeq names its product Rax1p (gene RAX1). Gene Ontology annotation, biological process: intracellular protein localization. The transcript has a single exon. Lineage: Eukaryota; Fungi; Ascomycota; Saccharomycetes; Saccharomycetales; Saccharomycetaceae. The record is from RefSeq and is a predicted model, not a curated record. Gene Ontology annotation, cellular component: plasma membrane. The coding region runs from base 1 to 1734 and encodes 577 amino acids.